Molecule: messenger RNA, 1260 nt
Organism: Macrosiphum euphorbiae (potato aphid)
Lineage: Eukaryota; Metazoa; Arthropoda; Insecta; Hemiptera; Aphididae
Source: the annotation of a GenBank genome assembly
AUGCACCGGACAGGGUGCGCUUCCGCGUUUUUGCGAAUCAGCGACGGUGUCGGCGGCCCGUUGCUGUUUCUGCUGCUGCUACUGCAGUUGUCUUCGCUCCAGUUGUCGGUUGGGACGACGACGACGACCGCGUCGGGCACGACCGAUCGUUGGCGACCGCAAAGAUUUGGCGGCGGCGGUGUCAUCGACGACCGCGACGAAAGGUUGCAGGACAACGAGAUCGUCGAAGACCAUCGCGUGAAACCGUCAGCUCCUCUCACACCCGUCGAACCCUUAUUCGACUAUGUGGCUUCCCUGUACAUGGAGAAGAUGGUCCGCCGCUGGGCACCUCUAAUAUGGUUGGCACCGGACGAACAAUUCCUGCCGGGUUCCGUGACCGAUUUCUUGAAUCACGUGACGCCUAAGCCACGUAGCCUGUCCAACGACAUACAGCAACACUCUAAAGUGCCAAUGGGCCCGGAUUCGCAGUCGUGGUUUUUGGUCACCAAGUCCGAAGUCGAACAACUGCUGGAAAACACUACUUCCGUACUAUACGGACAGAACCCGAACACGACCACCGUGCCCGUCUACGCUCACGUCACGCAAUGCGGUCAUAAACAUUUCCACGUGUCGUAUUGGCUGUUUUUCCCGUUCAGCCAGGGCAAGCCGAUAUGCACACUGGACAUGGGCUUGCUCGGCCCGCUCCCGUUGCCAGUCUUCAACAACAGGUGUUUCGGCACCCUCAAAGAGUUCGGCAGCCAUGUCGGAGACUGGGAACACAUGAGUCUCAUGUUUAAUGGCUACGACGAACCGGAAGAAAUGUAUGUGUCCGUGCACGAUGCUGGCGCGUUUUAUCGGUUCGAUCGAAAUCGGCGGAAGUUUGUUUUCAACCGACAAGAGGUGCGUAAAGGUUUUUUGCAAAAACCUAAGUUUCCCGAAGUGGUGCACUUGACAGACGAGGGCAAUCAUCCGGUGCUGUUCGCGGCCAAGGGAUCUCACGGCCUGUGGACCGCUCCAGGAAAACACAAAUACGUGCGGAUACCGCGGUUGUACGACGACAGUGGCUACGGAUUUCCAUGGAAAACUUGGCUAAAAGUCGACGUGUUGAACUCGUCGAAAAAACUUCCCAUCUGGAUGCAGUAUUACGGCAAAUGGGGAAAUCAGCGCAGUAAAUGUCAUCCACUCUCCAAAAUGGGCUUGCAGAUCUGUCAGUUUACCGACGGUCCGACGGGUAUACCAAUGAAGCAGCAUGAUUUCCGUUGUCAUAACGCGACCAACUAA